UAUUUACAACAAAUCGAAAGGAAAAAAAACCAUUGAUUUUAGUUUCAUUACAGAGAUUAAAAGAUCCAGUUAGAGCUGCCGUCUGCCAUGGCUGGUCUUCAAAGAUCUGCGGUGUCUUUUAGGAGGCAAGGUUCUUCAGGGAUUGUUUGGGACGACAAGUUCUUGUCGGAGUUGAGCCAAAUGAAACCAGAACAAGAAGAAGAAGGAGGAGGAGGACAGACCAAACCAGAUGAACAAGGGCAGGUGCAAGACAACAAUAACAACCCAGAAAAAGUUGAUGUCGUUAAGGAUGUUAAGCCGACAAUUGCUCCCAUCAACACCACCGUCGAAAGAAGCCGAUCUAACGGCGGUGAAAGACGCGGUUACCGUACCGGUAAGGUGUCCCCUGCCAUUGACCCGCCUUCUCCAAAGGUUUCAGCUUGUGGGUUUUGCAGUGCUUUUAGGAAACAAUCCACGAAUAGUAGUAGGAUUAAGAAUGGUAAGCGUAGAUCGAGAUAGGUGUUUUAAUCUUUGUUUUACUUGUAUUUCCGGUGACCGGAGUUGGAAAUUCCGGCGAACUUGAUGGGAAGUUAUGGGUAUAUUGAUUUAUGUAUGCUUAGGUUGUUUUAGAGGGAUUUAAGCUUAAAUUGAAGUCCAUCUAUAUGAACAAAGAA
Hibiscus syriacus is the source of this 653-nucleotide messenger RNA. Its product is annotated as MAPK kinase substrate protein At1g80180-like. The record is from RefSeq and is a predicted model, not a curated record. Lineage: Eukaryota; Viridiplantae; Streptophyta; Magnoliopsida; Malvales; Malvaceae. The coding region runs from base 88 to 498 and encodes 136 amino acids. The transcript has a single exon.